AAUAUAAGGGAGAUGAACGUUGUGGGAAUGACUUUUCCCGUACAUCUUUGAUUCGUUUUAUUUGUGACCAAACGGUUGAUAAUUCCAAUCCACCAAAGCUUAUCGCCAUAUUUGAAGAUUGUGCAUUUUGGUUUGAAUGGAAGACACCUAUUGCAUGUCCAAGUAGUCCGGGAGCAAAUACUAUAGGUGUUUUCUUCACCAU
Racocetra persica is the source of this 202-nucleotide messenger RNA. The record is from the annotation of a GenBank genome assembly. Lineage: Eukaryota; Fungi; Glomeromycota; Glomeromycetes; Diversisporales; Gigasporaceae.